Dimorphilus gyrociliatus is the source of this 1288-nucleotide messenger RNA. Lineage: Eukaryota; Metazoa; Annelida; Polychaeta; Dinophilidae. The record is from the annotation of a GenBank genome assembly.
CAAGUUUAUACAAUCAAAAAUUUACGGGAACAAAAUCUAUAGAAAAGGAUCGAUUUAGUAGGAGUAUGGCAAAAGAAAAGACAGAUAGAGAGAAUGGAAGAGAGGAAAAGAAAGACAGAGACAGAGGGAAGACAGGAAAGAGAGAAAUUAGGAAAAAAUGAAGCAAAUAGGCGGAGAAAGAAAGGAAAAAAUGAAAAAAUAACAGUUAAUAGUAAAAGAGUUGUGGAAAUGAUUAAAUGAUAAAAAGUUUGUGUACGUUUUAUUCAUAAUAGGAAAAGGUAAAUUAGGGAAAAAUUUCAAGCUGGGAAAUAAUUAAAGUUACAUAAAAAGUUACCUAGCCUGUAUAAAACACAACGUCCGGAUGCUGUUAAUGUACAUGAGAAAGUAAAAAGGAGUUUUGUAUAUUUGUCAAUUUCCGCUCUGUAGGUGGCUAAAACAUGGAAAAAAAUAGUAUUUCUUCACAUCACUUUGCUAUAUAAUUAUUUCAGUUUCACAAAUAGUAAAAUACUAUUUAACAUUUGUUUAGAUCUAUUGCCUCAUUUAAUGAUACUAGUUAAAGACAUAACGCCCCCUCCACCCCUCAUAAAACAAGCUACAAAGUGUCCCCGUUUUAAGAGCAAGUGAUGGUGAUUUAUCUUAUUCUCCUCUAAUCAAAAAUUAAAAGAAAUAUUUACAUUGAAUGUUUUAAUUGAACAAUUAACAGAAGUAAAUGAAAGGAGAGAUACACUGAUAAGGUUAAAUUUUUUAACCUGCUAAGCCCCACAUAAUUUUGAAUUAAAUGCAUUUUUUUAAUUGCAGUUUGCUUAUUUUUUUUUUGAUUUUUUCCUAUUUUCUUUUCUUUUUCCUUGGAAGAAUAGAUAAUAAUGAAGAGCUUUAGUUGCGGUUACCUUCUUAUUAUUAUGUUGUCCAUAAUUACGUGGGCUGAAUCGCAUCCUUUGGAUACAUUACAUGUAUUGAAUAGAGAAUUGGAGAGCGCUAAACUACGUUUGGAAAAUACUAUGAAGGAUAUUGAGAAACGGGAUAGUAACGACAAAGAUUAUGGCUGGGGAGGCGGUAGAUGGGGUAAAAGAUCGGCUGAAAAAGUGUAUAGAUACGAAAGAGACGUCGAUCACGUACAGCCAGCUAUCGAUGAUUAAUGUAGUCAGUUUCAAUCUAUAAACACCUCAGAACAAAUAUAAAUAUAAAUAAGAAUAUAAAUAUAAAUGUAAAUGUUAAAGGAAACUUUACUGCUAAAUGUUUUGUGAUGAUGAUGGUUAUUGAAAAAAUACAAAAUUCAGCUUUUAGUAUA